AUGCGUGCUUUGGGUCGGGGAGGAUCCAUUAUCAAUAUUUCUUCUACUGGUGGUCUAAACCGACCAGUACCACCUGGAUGUACUGCCUAUGCUUCUUCAAAGUCAGCCAUGGACACCAUGACAAGGGUAAUGGCAUUGGAAUUGGGGCCAUAUAAAAUCAGAGUGAAUUCAAUGGCGGCGGGACUUUUUCGAUCUGAGAUCACAGCGGUUCUAAAGCAAAAAGAAUGGCUAAAAAAUGUGGCUUCGAGAACUAUUCCCUUAAAAACAUCUGGCACAUCAGACCCAGCGUUGACAACACUUGUUCGAUACUUGAUCCAUGACUCUUCGAAUUAUGUCUCUGGAAAUAUCUUCAUCGUUGAUGCUGGGGCCACUCUUGUUACUGUCCCAAUUUUCUCUUCACUUUGA
This is a messenger RNA of Ilex paraguariensis (yerba mate), 405 nucleotides long. The record is from the annotation of a GenBank genome assembly. Lineage: Eukaryota; Viridiplantae; Streptophyta; Magnoliopsida; Aquifoliales; Aquifoliaceae.